Messenger RNA from Populus euphratica (Euphrates poplar), 1441 nucleotides. Its product is annotated as probable calcium-binding protein CML11. The transcript has 2 exons. The record is from RefSeq and is a predicted model, not a curated record. Gene Ontology annotation, molecular function: calcium ion binding. Bases 792 to 1286 code for a protein of 164 amino acids. NCBI's taxonomy places the organism in Eukaryota, Viridiplantae, Streptophyta, Magnoliopsida, Malpighiales, Salicaceae.
UGUGACGCUGCAGCUAAACCAGCAAAAAAGACUUGCACCAAUCACGGAAUUGCUGCCUCUUUUGCCGCUUUGGAUUUCUUCUUCGCAACCAGCAAAAUAAAUGAAUAAAAACCAAGUUCAUGGAAUAUCUGUAUUCGCCAUUUAUUGAUUCGUGGAUUGCUUCUUUGUCUUUGGUGUUGACUAUUCAUCAACUGACAAAAAUUACGAAAAGUCUCAACAUACACUACAUGUUCAUCAUUUUAAGACAGAAGCAUCUCCAAAGUUUCUCAAUUUUCGGCUCCUUAUUCCCCUCUUGUUUUUUCUUUAUUAUUAUUUUCUUUUUCCUUCGUUGGGUUGGUUGAGGAUCCAUCUAAAGUGGAGGCAAGAAAGAACUAUCAUCAAGGCAAUCUUGGAUCUCUCAAAUCUCUUCUUAUUGGUCACGGAAAAAGAAGUCAUCCAUCUCCGAGAUUUGUUGAGAGAGAGAAAAGGGAGUACGAUAGAAGUGAAUCAAUCUUGGAAAUGAAAGAACGGAAGGCAUGACUCGAACCCUCAUAUCAAGAAAAGAGGUGAAAAUUAUUUUAUCCAGACAGAAUUUCUCAUACUGCAAAUUUUUGGACAUUCAUUAGUUGCCAAAUAUUUGCCCCUUUUCUUCUUGUUUGUUCAAAUGUUAUUAUAUAUAGCCUUUUGCGUUAGGACACUACUAUUCCAACAAAUAGCUGGAUAGUGAGUUGAUCAUAUUUGCUAAGAAUUAAAGAUACAAGCUGUGAAGAAAGUGAGUAGAAAAGAGAGAUUUUUUGUUUUUUGUUGACAAUAUGAGCAUCAAGAAACCAGCUGUGAAGCUCGAUGAUGAGCAAAUCGCCGAGCUACGUGAGAUAUUUCGUUGUUUUGAUAGAAACAAUGAUGGAAGCUUAACGCAGCUCGAGUUAGGCUCGCUCUUGCGGUCCUUAGGACUAAAAACUCGUCCUGAUCAGCUUGAAACCUUAAAUCAGAAGGCAGAUACAAACAGCAACGGUUUAAUUGAAUUCUCAGAGUUUGUGGCUCUGGUAGCACCAGAGCUGCUUCCGGAGAAGUCACCAUAUAGUGAGGAGCAGCUAAAGCAUCUGUUCAAGAUGUUUGAUAGAGAUGGUAAUGGGUUUAUUACAGCAGCCGAAUUGGCGCAUUCGAUGGCAAAACUAGGGCAUGCACUUACCGCAGAGGAGUUGACAGGGAUGAUCAAGGAGGCAGACACGGAUGGGGAUGGAAGAAUAAGUUUCGAGGAGUUUUCGCAGGCAAUCACAUCAGCUGCUUUUGAUAAUUCUUGGGUUUGAAGCAACUGGUGUUGUCUCUGGUAUGUUCUGUUCUGUUUGAUUGGUUCAUAUCACUCUCAAAAGCCACUAGCUUUUCUGGGAAAUGAUCUUCUGUUUUGUAUGAAACUGCGUGGAAUGCUGAAUUGUUGUCUACACUUUGAAUAUGGGAUUCUGCU